This is a messenger RNA of Rhopalosiphum maidis (corn leaf aphid), 1713 nucleotides long. RefSeq names its product transmembrane protein 135-like. The transcript has 9 exons. NCBI's taxonomy places the organism in Eukaryota, Metazoa, Arthropoda, Insecta, Hemiptera, Aphididae. Bases 272 to 1636 code for a protein of 454 amino acids. The record is from RefSeq and is a predicted model, not a curated record.
GUGAAAGUUACCAUAUUAAAGAAACUAUAUUUUUUAUAUUAGGUAUAAUUUCAGAAUUCACUGAACAUUGAAUUCAAAAUUGCAACAGUAUGUAAAGUACGUCUAUAGGUCAAAGAUUAAUCAAUCAGUAUUUAGUUUAUUCGGCAUUAAAUAGUGAUGUAAAAGUUAUUUUACAUUUCAACUAAUACUGUAUAGUGAUUGGUGAUCGCAAAUUGAUUGAAACUGUCAUAUUAAUAUAAUAUAAUUGGCAUCUUGUGCCUUCAUUGACAUUAUGGCGGUUGCUAGUAAAAUAUUAAAAACAAUAGACACAUCAUGUCAUGAAUAUAUGCACCCGUGGGUGUCUUCAUGUUCUGACGCAAGUGCUGGUGUACUCAUUCAUUCGAUCCAAGCUUCAUUUCGAAUUUAUGUCACCACAUACAUGUUGACUUUACUGAUGAAAGGUCGAAAGCCGACUAAGAAGGAACUCAAACGAACCCUGUUGAGCAUUAUUCAGUCAACUGCUUUUCUGUCAUGUCAUGCAUUUGGUUUUUCAUCUUUUGUGUGCUUACUAAGAAGAUUAUUUGGGAAAUUCAAUGUACUAAGUGUGGCAUUCCUUCCAUGUUUUCUAAUCUGUCUAGUUGCUAUAUUAAUUGAAAGGCCAUCCAGACGAGGAUUACUAAGUUUAUAUGUCACAAAUGUUGCCUCAGAAACAUUCUAUAAUAUGAUGGUUAAUAGAGGCAUUAUAAAUCCAAUUCCUUAUGGAGAUUUAUUUAUAUUUGGGUCAUCGAUUACACUACUCCUUUAUUUUUUUAGAGGACAGCAUAAUAAAACAGAUUCAAUAUAUUCACUUUUAAGGUUUGUUGUUGGUCCUUCCGAAGAAAAUGAUUAUACAAAACCAUUGUUAUCCCCUCAAACUCCCCAGUUGGGAAAAUCAAAUCAAGAUACUAUUCGACAAGCAAUUACAGAUAUACAUCAAGCUUAUUGUAGUAUAGACAGUAAAUUAAAGACAAUUUGGACUAGUGAUGUAUGUCCACACGCUUAUGGAUGUUUACAUUAUAUUCUUAGUUCAGGAACGAGAUUAUUUUUAGUUGGUUAUACGCUGCAAUUAAGUUUGAAGUCUUUGUUACAAGCCAAUCGCAUUUUACGUAAACCGAGUUAUAUUCUAAAACUAAUGAUAUCGUCAGAUACAUUUAGUUUAGGAGCUUUUCUUGGAGGAUUUUCUUCCAUUUAUCGAAUUGUAUCAUGUGUAAUGAGAAGAUUAUUAGGUAAAGAUUCAAAAUACAUAUGUAUUCCUGCAGGAUCAUUGGCUAGUCUUACUUUUUGUUUGUAUCGUAAUAACACAAUUGCUUUGUAUGUUAUGUUGAAAGCAUUACAGAUAAUGUAUAUUAAAGGUUCUAUCGAUGGACUGUUUCCUGAUUUACCUCAAGCAAAUAUAUUCUUUUAUUGUUUUUCUACGGCUAUUUUAUUUCAUGCAGCUAUACUUGAACCACAUAACCUAAGACCAUCAUAUUGGAAAUUCUUACAGUCUGUGUCUGGAGGAAGUAUAGGAUUAGUUGAUAGACAUUGUUUAGAUAUAUUUGGUCUCAAAUCAAGUGAAUCACUUGAAAGAGUAUUAAAAAAAUAUAAGCCAGUUCCAUUACAAGUUUUUAAAUUUUAAAAUUUUAUUAUUUAGUCGAGGACAGAAGGUUAUGCAUGGUUAAUGGUGUAUAUAAUAUAUAAUAAUGUUUUAAAAAU